AUGAAGAAAAGGCAAGGAAAGAGAGCAUUUGGUGGCGGUAAUGACAGUUCUGAUGGAAGCGAUGACGAACAGGGCUUUAAGCAAUACGUUCAAGAGAAAAGGGCGAAAAUUUCACACUCCUUACCGGAAUCGAAUCAAGGAUUUGAAAAUGGAGACUUAUAUUUAGCUCCCAAAGAAGUCAUCAAGGAGAGAAAGCCUAGCGUUUCUAAGUUUAUAGGAAACUUCAUGGCUGCCAAAGAGCAGAGGAAUCUGGAUAAAUUAUACCAUGAGUCCCUGAGAGCCGAGAUGGAAAUUCAAAAAUCGGGGACUCCCCAAGAGAGAUACCUAACCGAGAGCUACAAAGAUCGGAGACAGGAGAUGGAAGAUGCUUCGAAGGCAGCGCGUCAGGAAGAAGUGCAAGAAAAGCAGGAUAUGACUAGAGGAAGGCCCUUGCAGACUUUGUUGAUGAACCAAAAGGUGGCUGAUGAGCCAAGGGAAUACGAUCAGCAAACAGACGUCAAGAAACGAACGAAAAGCUAUGGGAUUAAUGGAUUCUACAGAAAUGAUGUUUAUAUUGGAAACGGUCCAAAACACGAUGUGAGCUCCGUUCCUGAACGCCUUCAAACUCUUCACAAAGAAGUGUCGCAAUUGCCUCAGAAUAACCGCAAAAAGCUCAUUGAACUGUUUUUGGUUUCCACAAAGUCGGCAGGAGAAAUUGAACGUCAGAGAAGGCUCUAUCACGAAAGGGUGGGAAUCAAGAGUUGA
Lachancea dasiensis is the source of this 744-nucleotide messenger RNA. The record is from the annotation of a GenBank genome assembly. Lineage: Eukaryota; Fungi; Ascomycota; Saccharomycetes; Saccharomycetales; Saccharomycetaceae.